GUUCUUUUUCCUCAGGGGCGAUGGCGAGAAAGCCGAGAGCAGGCAGCGUCUGAAAGGAAUUGGAUGGUUAGAACCAAUCAGCGGCCGCGUCCUGCUGACAGCCGCUGCUUUCUGCCGGGGGCUGACACACGGGGAGCUUCACACUGACGGUCGGAGGAACUCGGCUCAGAGCCCAAGCCCACGGCCAUCUGCACCCGGAGGACACACACAUGGCAUUUAUGAGGACCACGCCGCAGGAACUCUGCACUUCCUGCAAUAAAACGGUGUAUCCCAUGGAACGGCUGGUUGCUGAUAAGUUUGUUUUCCACACCACCUGUUUCUGCUGUAAGCAUUGCAAAGCUAAACUGAGUCUGGGAAGCUAUGCAGCACUGCAGGGUGAGUUUUAUUGCAAGCCUCACUUCCAACAAUUGUUCAAAAGCAAGGGGAAUUACGAUGAGGGCUUCGGUCGCAAGCAGCACAAGGAACUAUGGCAGCAGAAGACGGCUGAGAGUGGCUCCAAGUAGCCACGAUGUCAUUGCAGGGGAAAGAGCAGGUGGCUAGCAGCUAACCAAGUGUGAAGCACUGGCACCUCGCCUCUCUUUAACUAGGGGCACAGCAGCUGCGAUUCGUUAAUUUGCUUUAAAUAGCGUGUAAUUUAGGGGCCAUUGCUAACAAGAGGGAAGGAUUGCUGUUGUUAUUGUGUGUAGUGACAUCGUGAAAAGGGUCAUGGGGAUGUAGUAACAUAAACCAACCAGUGGAUGGCUGGGUUUGUACUGAUCAAGCAGUAUCUAAACCUGCCCAUGGAGAAUGCCAGGCCAAAGGCAGAGGCACACUCUCUUCACUGAAAUCCCUAGUAUUAACAUCUAUUUCAACCAACUAAGCCAAACACAAUUUAAUAACGGGAAUCAGAAAAAAAAGUAAAACUGGAACCGAGUUACCGGAAUUUCACAGGCCUGAUAACUUGUACUAUCAGCUAGAUGUGGCUGAAUAAAACUCUCAGUACUACCACACAGUAACCAGAGCAAUUCUUCCCUCAAAUACACAUUGCUAUGUCUUUGGAAUGAUAGCCCAUCCUGGUGGGAACAGUUUGCAACUGCACAGAAUACUCUCAACAAUAUAUAUAUUUAUCUCUUUUUUAAAUGGGGUGGCUUUAACACAGUAGUCUGGUUAUGCCAGAUAUUAUACCUGUGCUUUAUAGAAAAGGAUUGUGAAGACACAGCGCCACCUACACAUCAGCUGUGACUGAUUUAUCUGCUAAAGGUUUCAGUAGAACCUUGAGAACCAUGAUGCAUCACUUGCACAUCUUGCUACACUGUACACUUUCCUCAUUAUCCAGAUGGCUAUGACCCAAACAUGAGUGUCCAGAUCAUUUUUGUUUGGAGCAGUCCCUUCUACAAACAGAGCAGAUCUGCAAGCAAUUUUAGCUGGGUGCCUUGAGCACUUUAGUCAGAUAUUUUAUCAGAAAGCUGGACUCUAGUUCCACUGCAGACCCUCACCUCAUGCACCCCUCUCUUCUCCCACAUACACCCCCAAUCUGUAUCCAUGUUACAGACAUCAUGUGCCCCCAGCAAUGAAGAGUGCUCCUCUAAGAGACCAGGCACCCUCCCCCACUAUAGUUAAAGUUAUUUCCACCUUAUCCUCCCAUCCUGGUAGAUGUCAAGACCCUGCUAACCCCUGGUCCCCAUGGUAUAGGUCAGUGCUACCUUGACUCAGAGCUACCAAUUGGAACUUUUAUCUCAAUACAGAAAGCAGACCUUCCCCAUCCCACACCAACCCCCCUACUUCCCACUUAAUUGCUGGUUGAAUGGCCAAUGAUUUUAAUUGUCAGUUUUAGUGAUGGCUUUGUCAUUUUCCCAGCUUUGGCUACGUUUUUGAAAAGGUUGCAUGUGAUUUAAGUGCGUGGGAUUUCAGUUGUGUUAAUUAUCACAAUGUGAUAUCACUGAACUUCAGGGACAUCCUCAAGCACAGGCUUAGCAGAUGGAAUGCAUUUUUUCAACUAAAACUGUGCCUCAGUUACAUGUUGAGAAUAAUAUUUUGGUACUUGAAUGUUUAAUGUCUGUGAACCUAUGCAUUUUAUAUUACAGUUCACAAGUAAUAGAUUUUUUCCAGGUUUCAUUAAAAAAAUAUCACCAGUCUUUUAUAAACAGUUACUAUUUGACAAAGAUUAACAAACCAUCUAAAAUACCUUUGUCACUCUCCCCCAUACUAGAAAUUAAAAUAACUAUACUACUUAAACCAAAGGCCAGUGUGAGACCUGGACCAAUGUCACUGUGAUCAACAGUUAUCCUCUACUUUGCUUCACGCAUUCAGCAAAAUGAUGACAGUUUAGCACUCAGUGUUGCUGCCUCCCAGUUCCAAGGACUCAGGUUCCAUCCUGAACCCAGGUGCUGUCUGUGCAGAGUCUGCAAGUUCUCUCCUUGACCACAUAAGUUUCAUUUAGAUAUUUCAGUUUCCUCCCACAUCCCAAUUAAAUGGCUGUUUCAUACUGCCACCUCGUGUGGGUUAAAGGCAAAAAGAAUCAAAGGGGAAAGUUAAUAAGUUGCAGGAAUACAGAGAAAUAAGGAGUGGGGUGAUGGGGCCAAUGGGAUUGCUCUCCUGGCAGUUGGCAUGGAUCUGAUGGACCAAAUGACCUUCUCCUGGUCAAUACAAGAUCCCCAUUGAGAAACGGGAAAGACAACCAACACUUAUGCUCUACACAGACAAGGUUACCUAAGAAUUGGCCUAGGUGACUCGUACUUCCACUUUAGAGGAAGUCCAAUGACCCUUGUGCUCUCCACCACCUACCUCCUUCCUUUUCCACAACUUCUAAUUGCCACCUGUCGUUUCAUGCAUUGAGAUUUGAAUGUCUCAGUAUGCGAGGUGCGGAUGCCACCAAUGGAUUGCUGGAAGCAUUAGGGUGUCAGCUGGAAUAAGGCAAGGUCCAAAACAAUGCCAAGGUCACCAAGAAGACCAGAUAAAGGGAUAUUUUCACCUACCAUCAUCUUUCACUACUUGCAGUUGAAGUCAACUUUGCAUCUGAAGCUUCACCUCUUUCUGUGUGAACCACAGACAAUGGGAACUUCCACACUGGCCCAGCAUUAUGCUCCAUCUCCAAUUAGCUAUGCAUUGAGCAAUGCUUUUGGAUGAAGUGCACAUCACUGAUAGUAACAAACGCACAAAGGCUGUACCGAUCAUACCCUGGCUAUAUUUCAACCUCUUUUAAAGAGAAGCGUAGUGCAUUCCAUAUCCAAAGUAAGCUGUUCAGCUUCCCUUGUUCAUGAUGUUCCUAUCCAAAGGAAGACAUAUGUUUUUGGAGCUCAGGCUGCAAGACAACCAAAGCCUCACAGUCAUCUCACAUUUCCACCUAUUUCCAUCUCAGGCAUGGAGCGGAUUAAUUGCCUCCUGUUGAGGCUGCUGUGAUCUGCAUUCCCAUUACCCGGCCCAAGUCCUUAAACUUACAAUUCUACUUUCACAGGAGUGGUAUGCUCCUGUCCAACUUCACACUGCCAUCACUGAUGUGCAGCCAGAUCUAUAUAUCCACAAUCAAAGAGUCCUUCCAUACCACAAGUUAUCUACAGAAUAAAAACAGAAAAUGCUGGUAACACUCAGCAUAUCAGGCAGUAUCUGUGGAAAGAGAAACACGGAAUUAACAUUUUAGACUGAAGACCUUUGACAGAACUGCUAUGCAGAAUGCCAAUUUAACAAUCAACACGUACUAUUCCUCACCUCUAAUCACUCAUUUACCAUGUGUAUUCUGUCCAUCUGUGAGCUGAACACUCUCAGGUAAUGCAAUAGGGAGAGAAGAACAGGUAGUCAUUCAAACCCAGACCUGUUCUGCCAUUCAGUAAUAUUAUGGCCAGUUUGCAAUAUUAACUCCAUUUUGCCCGUCUUCAUAUUCGCUGAUGCUCUUAAACUAAUUAAAAUCCACUGAUCUCAGGCUUGAAAAUUUCUGUGGCCGUUCAUCCAUGCUCUUAUGUGGUAUUGCAUUCUAUUACUCUUUCUACAAUUUUGCCUCAUUUUACUCGAGUGUCCCAUCACUAUAAAUUUUAUAUUACACGCUUGUUCUAAUUUCCCCACCAGAUUCUAUAUGUACCCCAUAAAAAAAACCCUUACUCAUUCUAAACUUAUACUACUCUCGCCAACUUGAUGAGGAAUGCCGAGUUUUCGCAGAUUACGAUUAAUGCAACCUGGAAACUGAGUUUUAUAAAAUGUGAUGUUAUUUUGAGGAAAAUCUAUAUUGCAUGCAUAAAUCUGUGAUCAGCAUUUCGGGACUUGGUGGUGUAUGAUGUCUCCCCGAAGUGAGUGCUGUUUUGUAAUGGUUGCAUGAAUUUGUUAUAUUGGUGGUUCUUGUCUUUUAGACAUUUGUUCUCAACAAUGCGAUAGGUGGGCCAGGAUCCCCCACUACCCAGUUAUACUGGAUCCAAUCAAUAUUGAAAUUGGAAAUCACUAAAUACAAUAACCACAGUUAACACAGCUCAUCCAUGGACAUACUGGACUAUGACUAGUACAUCCCAUAAAUGAAUUGCAAAGAUAAAAAUAGAGUAAUGAUCUCCAAACCCUCAUGAGUGGGGCCUCAGAGUUGCCAAGAUGGUACGGAAAACUUGAUCAAUGACCAAUACCCAGUGUCCAGCAAGACGUCUGCAUGUUGAUGUCGGACAGGGAUGGGAUGGGGGUUGACUUGAUGCCAAACAACCUGCGAGCUUAAGUUAGAAAAGCCACAAUAAGAUGAGGCCCUCGAUUUGUGUGCAGCUGCAGCUGGUCCCUUCAGGAGGUGGAGAAGACAAGAAAAUCAUUUUCAGGUAUUUGCUGAUCGCACAACUAUUUUUUAGUGGUCAGAAAGAAACAGGCAAUUUGCUCCAGGGCAUAGGCAUCAGACUACAGUGAACUGGGCAUUAUUUACCAAACAACUCCUGAAACAAUCCCACAUUAUACACUUUGAAUGUGAACGGCCUAUUGCAUUUGGCCUGCACCAAGUAUUAAUGGGCCAUCAUACACUGCAUAUUGAACUAACCCCAUGAGAUAUACGGGUCUAAAUUUGCUAGUACACAUUGCACACAUUACUGUGAAUUGUUACACAUUACAGACACAAAAUGUGAAUGAAGGCUAUGUAGCUUAUGAUCAGAGUCUGACCACAUCUUAUUUUGUCUGUCAGUUAUAUAUGGUUGUCACAAUUGUCUCUUCUAUUUGCAAUUGUUGUGUUCUAACUUAAUGCAAAUACAUGUAAAACAAUUCACUGCCUUUUUGGUCACUCUGUAUUCCACUAACACUCCUGAAGGAAGCUGUCACUGGUAGGUUACUGCAUUUACAAUAUAUAUUUUUACCCACUAGAUGUUCCCCCCAAUAUACAUGCCUUAUAAAUAUUGUAUGUUUGUAUCUUUUUUACUGUUUGUAUAUCUCUGAUCACGACUGUUAAAAGUGCUGCUUUGAAUCUGUGAAUGCACCUCUGCUUUACAAAUGUUAGAGUUUUGACAUUAAAAUAUCCAUU
Messenger RNA from Pristis pectinata (smalltooth sawfish), 5443 nucleotides. RefSeq names its product LIM domain containing 2 (gene limd2). The record is from RefSeq and is a predicted model, not a curated record. Gene Ontology annotation, biological process: actin filament bundle assembly. Lineage: Eukaryota; Metazoa; Chordata; Chondrichthyes; Rhinopristiformes; Pristidae. Gene Ontology annotation, cellular component: plasma membrane; actin cytoskeleton. The coding region runs from base 210 to 503 and encodes 97 amino acids. The transcript has 3 exons. Gene Ontology annotation, molecular function: actin filament binding.